GGAAAGCUGUCAAACAGAGUGAAUACUCUUGUCUAGCCCCAUGUGCCACCUGUUGGCCACUGCUCUGCACCUGAAGCUCUGUGCCCGCCAGUCUCACUUGCGGCUCCUGGACCCAGAGCAGGGACACAUCCCUGUGUGUCCACGCAGGCCACACAGGAGACCUGAAUGAUCAGUCUGACUUCUGAUCCCAGCCCCUUAGCUCCCCUGGCAGUGGGAGGAGCUUCUCAUGGUAUUCGGGUUCUUUGGUGGAAUGCAGACAGCUGGAUGUCACAGAGUUCUCUGUGAUGUCACCACAAGGUGGAGCCAGACCACUUGGAAUGGAGUUUCUUUGAGGAGAGGGAGGAAGCUGAGCCACUGGGACCCACAACGAAAAGACCUGGUGGCAGCAAUGGACCGACAUCAACAUCAAACUGUUGAGUGUCCUGGUUGGGGACUCAAGCCUGGCUCCACAACCCAAGCUGGGUAUCCAGAGAGUGCCUCUCCUGAGCCCUGCGUCUGGCCAGAGGAGCAAGUGCUCAUCGAUCGCAGAGACAUUACCAGUAGAAAGGAUGCCUGGGAAAUGCAGGAGUUCAUCACUCACAUGUAUGUCAAGAAUCUGCUGCGACACCCGGCCUUCCAGCUGCUGCUGGCCGUGCUGCUGGUAGUCAACGCUAUUACCAUCGCUCUCCGCACCAACUCCUUCCUUGGCCAGGAACACUAUGAGUUGUUCUCUAUUAUAGAUGACAUUGUGCUGACCAUCCUUAUCUGUGAGGUUCUCCUGGGCUGGUUCAAUGGCUUCUGGAUUUUCUGGAAGGAUGGCUGGAAUAUCCUCAACUUCAUUAUCAUCUUUAUCUUGCUUCUGGGCUUCUUCAUUAAUGAACUCAGUGCCGUCUCUAUCACAUAUACCCUCAGGUUGCUUCGUCUGGUGCAUAUGUGCAUGGCGGUGGAGCCGCUGGCCCAGAUCAUCCGUGUCGUCCUGCAGUCGGUGCCUGACAUGGCCAAUAUCAUGGUCCUCAUCCUCUUCUUCAUGCUGGUGUUCUCCGUGUUUGGGGUCACUCUCUUUGGUGCUUUCGUGCCUGUGCAUUUCCAGAACAUGCAGGUUGCCCUGUACACUCUCUUCAUCUGCAUCACCCAAGAUGGCUGGGUGGACAUCUACAGUGACUUCCAGAUGGAGAGGAGAGAGUAUGUUAUGGAGAUCGGGGGUGCCAUCUACUUUGCCAUCUUCAUCACCAUUGGUGCCUUCAUUGGCAUCAACCUGUUGGUCGUUGUGGUGACCACCAAUCUGGAGCAAAUGAUGAAGUCUGGAGAGCAGACGCAACUGCACCAGAUAACCUUCAGUGAGACAGGGGACUACGAGGAGGAGGAGCUCGGGAGCAACCAGCUGCCACUGGUGCAUUGUGAAGUCGCUCAUCAGGAGACAUCUGGCCUCCCGGAGAAGCCACUUGUUUGGGGGCCUCCUUCGAACCUCUCGGAAAAAACAUGCGACAACUUUUGCUUGGUGCUUGAGGCAAUACAGGAGAACUUGAUGCAGUACAAGGAGAUCCGAGACGAGCUCAACAUGAUAGUGAAGGAGGUACGCUCCAUCCGCUUCAACCAGGAGCAGAAGGAGGAGCUGAUGCACAGUCACUUGCCACCAAGCCUGUCGGUGGCAAGUGGGCCCUCCAGAUAUCCGUGUGACAUGACUUGCCAGCAAGACUUGAUCACUGCGCUCGUCAACAGGGAAAAGGUUCAGGAAUCCAACGUAAGCAUACUCCUUAGCAAGCGCAAGGACAGCCACUGAGAAGGCAGGACAGAAGCCAAGGGGCCUGCACGUACGCACACCUAGCCGCUGCCGCUUCCUGCAUCCCUAGGAUGACUCGGCAUAGCCUGGCCUGAGCCCAUUCCCUCCCUGACGCCUGGGCAGGUGCCUGGGACUGGGAAGGGGUUAGCCCCCAGUCCAGAGGCGCCAGGACGAUGGAGAAGGGUGCUGGGUGAGAGUGGGAGCCCUACAGCACAGAUGAGCACAGAAGGAGGUGCUGGCCGAGGCAGCCAGGAUUUGUCCUAAGGAUGGGUAUUCCUUAGGCCAUCUGCUCUAGGCCAAAGCUAGAUGGGGUCUAAGUAGGCCCAAGAACCAAGAGGAGAAAGGCGAGGCUGAUGGAGCCAGGCGUCUGUGUGUUGACAAUAAAGUUUUGUGUUGGGAUCAGUGUGUCUAACUGGUGGAUCUCCAAACCCUUUGGGCAACCUUGCCCCGUUUCUGAGGGGCAAGACAAAUCUAGUCCCUGCAAAGCAUGUAUGGGACUAGAGUCUGCAGUCUAAUAGGAGAGAAAACCCAACCCUGAAAAGUUUUGACUUAAUGGUAGAGAGGUAACCCCUGCCCUUGGGGUCCUAUAUUUUGUGGGGGAAAGUCUGGUCCUCAUGGUUGGGAGUCCCUGUCUGAUGUAGGGGACAGCCCUACCUUCACCCUCUGUCUGAAGGUAGAGGAGAUUAGUCCUCAUUCUGGGGAGCCCUGGCCUGAUGGGGUCACCACUGACCAAGUCAUGAAGGUAAAGACGGCUCCAUCCUGGUGCAGUGGAGAAUGACUGAGCAAAGCAUGGUCCUGGCAGGCCUUCCAGAGGAGAGGAGCGCUGAGGCUUGCGAGACCACAGAGGAGGAGUUUAUGGGUCAGGGGAAUGAGUUCUGGUGGGGAACCUGGGACCUGUGAGGCCAUUUUGUGACUUUCACACCAAAGAUCAUUGAGAACCACAACAAGUUCCUAAGAAAGCUGUGGCAACCUUGGCCAAUAGGAAGAGCGGCCUGGGAGGACAGGAAAACUGGAUUCUUGUCCUUGGGCAAGUCACUGGGCCUCGUUUUUCCCAUCUGUGCAAUGGGAAGAGGAUUUGAUUGAGCUCCAGCUCUAAAAUCAAAUGGCCAGCUCUCAGCCCAGGAACUGGGGGGCCAGUGAGAUCAACUGUAUACCUGAUACUCAGUGUUGGAUGAAAGAAAGGCUGCAAGGCCCAGAGUUCUGCCCAGCUGUUCAGCAAAGGCUGACAAUUAAGGGGCUUGGGGACAUUCACCAAUUGGAAUGGGAGUCACCAGAGACCCACUGAUUGCAGCUGAUGGGAAACUCCACCCUCCAUUCCCCUCUCAUCAGCAUUGGUUCCAGCCCUGAAGCCCACUGGGGCCUGCUGGGAAGGAAUCAGACUACUGGGGACAGGGUGGUGUAGUCAGCAGGCAGGUGAGGUGGCACCAGUGCCAGCAGGGUCUCACUGUCUCGGAGCUGUUGUCUGUUCCCUUCUUCAGGUCAGGACUCCUUCCUAGUGUCCCCCGAGACCAUCAACCAGCAGAGCCAUGGACGUCUGGUGGCUUUUGUUGCCCCUGCUACUAUCUGUUAGGGAUGGAGCCCUCGACGAGCCUGGCAUUAACACAACCCAAGGAGUCGAGUCAGAUGCAACAACCUCCACAAAAGACUCUGUGCCUUUGGGAACUAUAGUGGGUUCAUCCACAACUUAAGCUCUGUCCAAAAAACGCAGAGACCAGGGCUCUGCAGUGCCACCUAAUUCACUAACAACCAGGAAGACCACAACAUCUGAGUCCCAGAAGCACACCACGCCAAUUACCCCUCCAACCUCACCUCAAGUCAGUAGCUCUGCAGAGUACACAGAACAGGCAGACCCAACACAUGAGACUCAGGAGGAGAAGUUAAAUACAACUAUCAUCACAACCUCCAAAGGCCCAGUGCUGUCCAAUUCCACGAUGACUUCUGCACUGAAAGACCAGGGAGGGACAUCCCGAAGCACAGCCUCCCCAAGGACAGCCACUUCAGCUGAGAUCCUAACACCGAACUAGACAGCUUCAACUGCAACUCCACUAGCAGGCUUCAUAGGCAAGGGACUGGAAUCAUCAGUGGCCACCAGCUCUCAUAAGUCAACCAUGAUCACAGCUCCAGCAGUAUUAAACAGACCAAGCAAUGACAUUAGAUCAUGAGGGUCCAUGACAAUCACUCUCUGCGAAGUCAGCUACAGUGAGAUUCCCACCAACUCUGAACAAAAUCACUGAUGUGAAAGAAUCUCUACCCAUGACAACUGGUGCAGUGAUUCACACCUCUGCACUACCCCUGACUACCCUGGGGACAACUGUCCCUGGGACAACCGUGUCUGGGGCUCAGGAAGGGGGCAUGACAGCUGUACCCCCAACCCUGGGGACAACUGUUUCUGGAACAACCAUGUCUGGGGCUCAGGAAGGGGGCACGACAGUUGCACCCCUGACUCCAACAUUUACCACAAGCAUGCUGUCUGAAACAGAUCACAGCACUGCCACACAGACACCUUCCGGUCCCGUGUAUUCAGCCCCCAGCACUGGCAAUGCAAAGGCCUGGCGGUCACCAGACACAAAGGCUGCUCAUUCAACAGCCUUUAUCCCCAACUCCUCAGGGAUGACAAUAUCCUCUACCAUGGCUAGGACCAGUGAAGCUUCCCCCAGUCACACCUGGAGCAGUCGUCCUGCAGCAGAAAGCUGUGCUGUGAUGAGUACCCAACCAGCAGUGUACUUUGCCUGUGCAGUGACAGCUACUAUGCCCACUCAGGUAAAUCUGAGAGAAUUUAUGUCAGUA
Molecule: messenger RNA, 4546 nt
Organism: Manis javanica (Malayan pangolin)
Lineage: Eukaryota; Metazoa; Chordata; Mammalia; Pholidota; Manidae
Source: RefSeq, a predicted model, not a curated record